CAUACUUAACUCUUUCUUUCCAACAAGUUAAAACAAAAAAAAAAAAAUUCUCAAAACCAAAUAUUCAUGGCUUAUAAUCAAGAAGAACAUGAUCAAGAAGAUCACAAAAAAAUUCAGUAUCCUUUAGACUCAACAUGCUAUACAAUUCUUGAUGAGAUUGGUAAAGGUGUUAGUGCCAUUGUAUACAAGGCCAUUUGUCUACCAAUGAACUCUUCUGUAGUAGCAAUCAAAGCCAUUGAUCUUGAUCAAUCAAGAGCUGAUCUUGACAACAUUAGACGUGAAGCUAAAACCAUGUCCCUUCUUUCUCAUCCAAAUAUCCUUAAAGCACACUGUUCUUUCACUGUUGAUCAUUAUAUUUGGGUAAUCAUGCCUUUUAUGUCUGCUGGUUCUUUGCAAUCCAUAAUUUCCUCUGGUUUUCCUGAUGGUUUAUCCGAGCCAUGUAUCGCGAUAGUCCUAAAAGAAACGCUCCAUGCAUUGGCGUAUCUUCAUAAUCAAGGCCAUCUUCACCGCGAUAUUAAAUCAGGGAACGUACUGAUUGAUUCUGAUGGAACUAUAAAGCUUGCGGAUUUUGGAGUUUCUGCAUCAAUUUAUGAACCAAUUUCAGCUUAUGGGUCGUCGUAUUCAUCCUCUUCUUCGUGUUUAAUGUUCACUGACGUAGCUGGAACGCCUUAUUGGAUGGCCCCUGAAGUUAUACAUUCACAUACAGGGUAUAGUUUCAAGGCUGAUAUUUGGUCUUUUGGUAUUACUGCUUUGGAAUUAGCACAUGGACGGCCUCCACUGUCUCAUCUUCCUCCUUCAAAAUCCUUGUUCAUGAAAAUAACAAAGAAAUUUCGGUUUUCUGAUUAUGAGAAUACAAGAAACAGCAAGAAUUACAAGAAAUUCUCCAAAUCUUUUAAGGAUAUGGUAGGAUUAUGUCUUGAUCAAGAUCCAUCUAAAAGGCCAUCAGCAGAGAAAUUGUUGAAACAUCCUUUCUUUAAGUGCAGUAAUAAAGGUCCUGAUUUUUUGGUUAAGCACAUCUUGCAGGGCUUGCCAAGUGUGGAGCAGAGGUUCAGACAAUCAAAGAUUCAAAGACAAUUGUCGUUGAAGAAAUCCGAUGAUGAAAAUGAGGAGGAUCCAGAACAGGGAGAAAUUUCAAAGCAAAGAAGGAUCAGUGGAUGGAAUUUCAAUGUGCAAGGGUUUGAACUUGUUCCAGUUUUCCCGGUUGAAAAAGAUCAGCAAAUUAGCCUAAAACAAGAUAAUGAUAAUGUGGUGAAGCAAGUCGAUGUAUCGGAACUGGGUUCUGAUACAUCGACUAUAAGUUCACCAGGAAGUUCACGCCAAUCUGAGGUCGAAGGUGCUAUUGUUUGUGGUGGAGAUAGAAAAAUUGUUACUGAAAUUGGGAGUGGGAGUGUUAGUAGGGAAGUAAUGUUGGCUAGCUUAUUGUUUUUAAAGAAGAGUUUGGAUGAUCAAAGGCAAAAUGUAAUGAAUUUGAUAAGUAUUUUCCACGGGGAACAACACAGUGUGGAAGUGAGUAGGAAAGACCAGCUGAUUGAUAAGCUGAGAAAUGAACUGGAGAAUGAGAAGAAGAAGAAUUGUGCUUUGCAGCUCGAGUUAGAAUUUCUGAAGUCUCACUAUUCGAAUUAGUGGUAGAACUUAUAUGUAAUUGUAAUCGUAGAAUUUUUAAUUAUUUAAGCUUUAGACAUAAUGUUGUCGGACAGAUGAGCUCAAACUGAUGAACAACGAUGAUUCAUAUAGCCAACCCCAAUACUGUGCUUUGUAAAUGUCUAUUGACCAAUAAAGCUAAAAUGAUGUAUGCAGAUA
Nicotiana attenuata is the source of this 1800-nucleotide messenger RNA. Its product is annotated as serine/threonine-protein kinase BLUS1. Lineage: Eukaryota; Viridiplantae; Streptophyta; Magnoliopsida; Solanales; Solanaceae. The coding region runs from base 67 to 1623 and encodes 518 amino acids. The transcript has 2 exons. The record is from RefSeq and is a predicted model, not a curated record. Gene Ontology annotation, biological process: protein phosphorylation. Gene Ontology annotation, molecular function: protein serine/threonine kinase activator activity; ATP binding; protein kinase activity.